AUAACGUAGAUUUGCUAUUGUCCACCAGUUCCCUUUCUAAACCGCACGUUACAAAUGUAAACAAAUGUUUCACUUCGUUUGAUUAGAAAUAUGAAAAUUGUGCAGUUAAAGAAGGGAAGUACACGAAAAGGUCAUAAAAGGGGUGUGGGUGUGUGGGAUUGAUUUACCUGCGAUAUGUUUAACUAGCAGUUUGCUCGUCUAGCUCGUUCAGUGCAUGGGCGUCACUCGUCCAUACAUUUAUAACGCGUGACAGCAGGAAAGGUUUGUAUCUCAUUCACGCAGGCACAUCUGGAACAAGCGUCUAACAUCAAAUUGAUCUCAGUCAUGGAUAACCUAAGUCGUGCAAACAGUGUUUUCGCUCUGGAUCUCUAUCGGGCUUUGAGCUCGUGCAGUGGCGAUGGGAACAUGUUCUUCUCUCCACUGAGCAUCAGUGCUGCUCUCAGUAUGGUUUACUUGGGAGCCCGAGGAGACACGGCCAAGGAAAUGGAGAAGGUUUUAUCCUUCAGUUCUCUCCCUGAUGUUCACUCCCAUUUUGAGUCCCUGACCUCAGCUAUCAAUAAUCCAUCAGCUUCUUACAUACUCAGAUUGGCCAACCGCAUCUUUGGAGAGAAAACCUUCAGCUUCCUACCUGAUUAUUUGGACUCCACCCUGAAGUUGUACCACGCUGAACUUCAGCCAGUGGACUUCAUUGGAGCAUCUGAACAGUCAAGACAGAUCAUUAACAAAUGGGUGGAGAAGCAGACAGAGAAUAAAAUCAAAGAUCUUCUCAAGCCUGAUAUGGUGACCGGAAUGACCCGACUGGCUUUGGUUAAUGCCAUCUACUUUAAAGGGGACUGGUUGCAGAAAUUUAACACUCAAGACACCAAGGAAAUGCCAUUUAAAAUAAACAAGAAUGAGAGUUGGCCAGUUCAAAUGAUGUUCCAAAAGAAAAAGUUUCCCUUUAACUACAUUCAUGAGCACCGUUUGCAAGUGCUGGAGUUGCCAUACGUAAAAGAGGAACUCAGUAUGUUGGUUCUUCUCCCUGAAGAGGCUCAGGACGGCUCUGAUUCUCUCCUAAAGCUGGAGCGUGAGUUAACCCUUGACAACCUGCUCGAAUGGACCAACAGAAACAAAAUGGACGUCCACACAGACAUCUUGGUUCAUUUGCCCAAGUUCAAACUGGAAGCUGAGAGCUCCUUAGCAGAAACAUUGGCAGGGAUGGGUAUGCCCUCUGUGUUCGAGGGUCCAGUGGCUGAUCUGACAGGCAUGAGCAGUCAAGGUGGCCUCUUCCUUUCAUCAGUAGCCCACAAGGCCUUUGUUGAAGUUAAUGAAGAAGGCACGGAGGCUGCAGCGGCUACAGCAGGCAUGGUGGCUUUUUGUAUGUUCAGAGAGGAGCAUUUCAUGGCAGACCAUCCCUUCCUGUUCUUCAUCAGGCACAACCCCACCAACAGCAUCCUCUUUCUCGGAAGAUACCGAGUCCGUAUGGAUAAUCUAACUCGUGCUAACAGUGUUUUCGCUCUGGAUCUCUAUCGUGCUUUGAGCUCGUGCAGUGCGGAUGGAAACAUGUUCUUCUCUCCACUGAGCAUCAGUGCUGCUCUCAGUAUGGUUCACUUGGGAUCCCGAGGAGACACCGCCAAAGAAAUAGAGACGGUUUUGUCCUUCACUUUAGUCCCUGAUGUUCACUUCCAUUUCGAGUAUCUCACCUCAGCUAUCAAUAAUCCAUCAGCUUCUUACAUACUCAGAUUGGCCAACCGCAUCUAUGGAGAGAAAACCUUCAGCUUCUUACCUGAGUAUGUUGACUCCACCCUGAAGCUGUACCAUGCUGAACUUCAACCAAUGGACUUCAUUGGAGCAUCUGAGCAGUCUAGACAGAUCAUUAACAAAUGGGUGGAGAAGCAGACAGAGAAUAAAAUCAAAGAUCUUCUCAAGCCUGGUAUGGUAACAGGAAUGACCCGACUGGCUUUGGUUAAUGCCAUCUACUUUAAAGGGAACUGGUUGCACAAAUUUAAUCCCCAAAAGACUAAAGAAAUGCCAUUUAAAAUAAAUAAGAAUCUGUGCAAGCCUGUAGAAAUGAUGUACCAGGAGAAAGAGUUUCCCUUUAGAGACAUACCUGAAGAAAAACUGCAUGUUCUGGAGCUACCAUAUGUGCAAAGUGAACUCAGUAUGUUGGUCCUUCUUCCUGAUGAAAGUCAGGAUGGCUCAGACCCUCUUCUGAAGCUGGAGAGCGAGUUGACCAUUGACAAGCUGCUUGAUUGGACAAAAAAUGACAAAAUGAUAAAAUGGAUGGAUAUCACUGUCGGUUUGCCCAAGUUCAAGCUAGAGAUCGAGAGCUCCCUGGAAGAAAUACUGGCAGGGAUGGGUAUGAGUUCUGUGUUUCAGGGGGCGAAGGCUGAUCUAACAGGCAUGAGCAGUCAGGGUGGCCUGUUUCUUUCAUCUGUGACCCACAAGGCCUUUGUUGAAGUCAAUGAGGAAGGCACUGAAGCAGCAGCCGCAACUGUAGGAAUAAUGCUUUGCUAUGAUGCUGAACCAAAAAGUUUUAUAGCAGAUCACCCUUUCCUGUUCUUCAUCAGACAUAACCCCACUAACAGCAUUCUCUUCCUUGGCAGAUUCACAGGCCCAUCUUAGAUAUGCAAUUCGUUUAUGAUAUAGACAUAUUAUGGAUAACUCACUUAUAUUGCUUAUGCAAGCUUUUUCAAAGUAUGCCUUACCAAAGUCCUAUCAGCCUUACAAAGUAUGAGCAAGGAAUCACGCUAAUGCCUUUAACCACAUACUUGCAUCAUUCAUACUUAUUUUGAUGGUAAAUGUUAUUUUCCAUUAUAAAUUGUAACUUGGCAAUGCAUUUUGUAUGUACAUUAACUCAUCAUUGAUGAGUAACUUUAAGCAUGUGAAUUAUCUUUAGGUUUGUCAUACCAAUAAACAACUUGGAAUGCAAUUAUUUGCUUUA
Misgurnus anguillicaudatus (oriental weatherfish) is the source of this 2923-nucleotide messenger RNA. Its product is annotated as leukocyte elastase inhibitor-like. Gene Ontology annotation, molecular function: serine-type endopeptidase inhibitor activity. The record is from RefSeq and is a predicted model, not a curated record. NCBI's taxonomy places the organism in Eukaryota, Metazoa, Chordata, Actinopteri, Cypriniformes, Cobitidae. Gene Ontology annotation, biological process: negative regulation of endopeptidase activity.